Musa acuminata AAA Group (dessert banana) is the source of this 2037-nucleotide messenger RNA. Its product is annotated as syntaxin-43-like. Gene Ontology annotation, cellular component: endomembrane system; membrane; SNARE complex. The transcript is spliced from 8 exons. The coding region runs from base 713 to 1690 and encodes 325 amino acids. Lineage: Eukaryota; Viridiplantae; Streptophyta; Magnoliopsida; Zingiberales; Musaceae. Gene Ontology annotation, biological process: vesicle fusion; vesicle-mediated transport; intracellular protein transport. Gene Ontology annotation, molecular function: SNARE binding; SNAP receptor activity. The record is from RefSeq and is a predicted model, not a curated record.
GGAUUCGCCUACGAUCAAUCAGUACAAAACUACGUAUUUUUCUCGAAGAAUGAUCGUCUUCCGUAUCAUUCGACAAAACGAUUCGAUCUGCUCGAAAAGCAGAAGGGGAUUCUUGAAAUCAGCGGAGGAAAGACCAAGUGGACGAGGAUUCAAUCAGCCAAAGAAGCGCACACCAAAUCGCUCAAGGUAGAACCGAGAUGAUGAUUCUUGCGCUGCGAGCCGAACCACUAAGCGAGAAUUCAACGUCUUAGGUCAAUAAAAUCCAUCCGAGAAGGAUCGAUAGCGAUAAAGGACCACGAAGCACAACGAUUUGAUCUGAUCUGAUCGAGGCAGAAGAGGAUUCGUGAAACCAGUAAAGGAAGAUGAGGAGGAUGAGACGACGACACCUUUCGAGGCCGGGGAUGAACGUCGCCGACUGGAUCUUGUUGGCCGCUUCGCUUCCCGCUGGUGGAGUCUGCGACACGGAGGAGUCGAAGUGGGAAAUGAGGGGAGAGUCGGCACACACAUCUUAUGUGGGCUAAUAUCUGCUGUCCAUGAUGGAGAUGGGCCCAUUUGGGCCUUCGCUUGGUGGGCCAAAGCGAACCCGUUGCUUCUGCAUCAAAACCCACGCAGCUGUUCCCUCCCCAUCUCAUUCUCGGUCUCAUUCUAAACCACCGCGUACCGUCUUUCCGUUUCUCGCCUUCCUCCUCCUCGUCUCGGAGAUCUCCUCGCCAUGGCGACGAGGAACCGUACGCCCAUAUACAGGAAGUACCGCGACGCCCUCCGCAACGUACGGGUCCCUUCCCCUUCCUCCCACUCCGGCCCGUCGACCUCCUACUCCGGGGGCGGACCGGUGAUCGAGCUCGUGAGCGCCUCGCUUCUCCGCCCCGAUCGGUCCUACGCUCCUCUCAGCACGGAAGAUCCCGGUGGUUCGAGUACAGGUGCAACUAUGGUUGGUUUACCUCCAGCUUGGGUGGAUGUUUCUGAAGAAAUAGCUGCAAACAUGCAAUGUGCUCGGACAAAAAUGUCAGAGUUAGUUAAGGCCCAUGCAAAAUCCUUAAUGCCUUCCUUUGGAGAUGGUAAGGAGGAUCAACAUGUCAUUGAGCUUCUUACUCAUGAAAUAACUGAUCUAUUGAAGAGAUCAGAAAAGAGACUGCAGAAACUUUCUUCUGGUGACCCUACUGAAGAUUCAAAUGUCCGGAAAAAUGUUCAGCGGUCUCUUGCAACUGACCUCCAAAACCUUUCAAUGGAGUUCCGAAAGAAACAGUCUUUUUAUUUAAAGCGUCUUCGGCAGCAGCAGGAGGGGCAAGAUGGUGUUGAUUUGGAAAUGAAUCGCAAUGGGAUCAGACAUGAGAUGGAAGAUGACUUUCAUAAUGUGGGUUUUGAUGAGGUUCAAUUGUCUACGCUAAAGAGAAGUGAGGCAUUCACAAGAGAGAGGGAGAGGGAGAUUGUACAGGUUGUAGAAUCAGUGAAUGAGCUUGCUCAGAUCAUGAAGGAUCUCUCAGUCCUUGUGAUAGAUCAGGGAACCAUUGUUGACCGGAUCGAUUACAAUGUACAGAAUGUUGCAAGUUCAGUAGAAGAGGGCCGUAAACAGUUAGAGAAGGCGGAGCGAACACAGAGGAAAGGUGGAAUGGUCAUGUGUGCUACCGUGCUCGUUAUAUUGUGUUUCAUCAUGCUUGUCCUCCUCGUCCUAAAAACCAUACUAUUCUAAAUCAGUUUUCAGUCAACACACGGAUUCAGAUGGCAUCUCUUGAGCACCAGCCUCCCCCUCGGAACACUUUUGGUCGUUUAUGUCCAGAGGAUCCUAUAGGAGAUUCUCAUUCGACCGGUUUGUAUCAUGUCCAUGAAGUGAAUUAAUUGCGCUGGUUUUUGCUACAUGAUAGACGUAGGAUUGGUUAUAGUCUGAGAGAACAAUUUUCUGAAUAGUAGUACCUCUUGGGAUAUUCUAUAGAGAGAAGGCUCAGGCUGGUGCUUCCUGUUCUGAGACCUCGAAGAAGAAAAUUCUGUAAAGAUUCAUUCGAGUAAUAUUUGCAUUGCAUGAUUCUUUUCUCUCAGAAA